AGUUUAGCUCGCAACCCUGAGCGGCGCGGUCGUGUCUGUUAUCUUUAUUUCUCGAACGUAUAAACGAGUUCCCGGAGCUUAAUGAAAAUUUUAUGAAAAUCCAAAUUUAACAAUACCUACGUGUCGGCAUAGACUGUGUAAAGAUUUUUUUGUGUGUGGAUAUUUUUAAGUGCAAUGUAAACGAAAACAAGGUACAAAUGAUAAAAAGUGCAAUGUUGUGACAUCAGCCGACAAUGUUAACAGUUUAGUGUUGUGCGAGUGUCGAUGCGUUAUAUCGAUAAAAUGGCGCGGCUACUGUUGGCGCUACUGGUGCCCGCGCUUGCGAUUGCAGCGCCCACACCCGAUACGGACACGUGUAACCCGGACAAAAUGACCGUGUACCGGAUGGUUCUACAUACAUAUUGGACGAGAGAGAAGUUUCCGAAACACUAUCCGGAUUGGAGGCCGCCGGCUCAGUGGUCAAAAAUAUAUGGCGUGUCUCAUGACCGGUCGUACGUGUUAUUCCGGUUGGGACGACGCGUCUCGUCACCGGUCCGACAGUUCACCGAGACCGGACGGUCGGACGCGCUCGGGUCGCCGCCCGGCACUAUGGACGUUUUCGGUGCGCCGGCGAUCGCUCAAGGUGCGGGUAGAACGGAGGCGGAAUUCUUCGUUGACGGAAACCAUUCUAGGGUGUCCGUAAUGGCUCGAAUGAUACCAUCUCCGGACUGGUUUAUUGGGGUUGACAGUUUCGAUCUCUGUGUUGAUGGCAACUGGCUGGACAGCAUCACUAUUGAGGUGGAUCCUUUGGAUGCAGGCACAGACAAUGGAUUCACAUUCACCGCUCCCAACUGGCCCACCGCUCCCCAAGGCGUGGCCUACCGUAUCACGUCGAAAUACCCUUCACAUCCUGCCGGUUCAUUCUUCUAUCCGCAUUUGAGAAGACUACCGCCUAUCGCUACGUUCCAGUUUAUUAAGCUACGCGAGUAUGAACUAUCCGAAGUGUUCCAUCGAAGCAGCGACGAUCGAAGGUACGAUGUCCUUCAGUUAGACAAACUGAAUCACAACAGCAUCGACGUUUUAGACGGUAACCGAGCCCUUUCCAUUGCUGAAGAAGUGGAGAGGGCAGAAGCACCGAAAAUAUACGCUGAGGGUUCAUUGACAACGCCUGAUGGGGCGUAUUCUUAUUAUACUGUGGUAAACUCAACGUCAGCGACAACAGAAGAGCCUCGUUCAGCUAACGAGCUGCCUACUUCAGGACCUACAGCUAGCGAGCGGUCAGCGAUGCGCAGUUUGGCGCGCCGAUACAGAGCCCGCCGGCGUCGUAAGCUCAGAGCUGAUAACACCGAUCCAGCUGAACGAAGGAAGAGAAAAAGAACGAGGUUGCUAGACUGCCGCGUAUCAAACUGGGGCGAAUGGAGCCCUUGCCGCAGCGACGGCGGCUGCGUCGGCUCAGCGAUGCGCGUGCGUCGCAUCAUCCGCAGGCAACGGCCGGGCGGUGUCCCGUGCCCACCCACUACGCAAUCAAGAUGGUGUGCGACUAACUGCACUACGCAUGAAAACUGGCGUAAUAACCUUACGUAAUUCCAAAUUCAAAUACCAUUUGUUUUUUUUUUAUUCCCUAAUCAAUACUUGUUUUUUUAUACAUUUUUCAUGUUAAUUACUCAAACUUUUCAGAAUAGAACUUCCAUAGAUUUUUUUACUGAGAUAUUUAAUCUAGUAUUGUAUUGAGUAAACACUGGCUGUUAGCUCGAAAUUGCUUUAACUCGUGUUUUUAAUUUUUAAUAAAGUCCUUUAGCAUCUUUGUCUGUCCGUCCAAUUGUAUCGGUUCAUUUUCAUUAUUUUUGCGUAUAACCAUUGUUAUGGUAAUGAUGAGUCGCGAAUAUCAAUUGAUGAAAGUCUCGCAAGACAAUAGAGCUAAUGAAAUGUUUAUAACGCAAUUUGCAUUUACAAAACUGAUUUGACUGACAAUAAUGCCGCAAGAGCUUAACUGUAUUAAAAGGAAGAUCUAUUAUUAAAAAAAAAAUGGCUGCGUAAUAAUUACUUUUUGAUCUACGCUUAAAAGUAGACAAAAUGGAAGGAGAACUAUUUCAAAUAUG
This is a messenger RNA of Diatraea saccharalis (sugarcane borer), 2078 nucleotides long. NCBI's taxonomy places the organism in Eukaryota, Metazoa, Arthropoda, Insecta, Lepidoptera, Crambidae. The record is from the annotation of a GenBank genome assembly.